AUGACAUAUGACAAGAACAUUGUAGAUUUCCUGGACAUAAGGAUCUUCAAACGAGGGGAUACACUACACACUACCCUCUACAGCAAACCAACCGACAAGAAUUCCAUCUUAUGUGCUUCCAGCUGUCAUUCGCCCAACCUGAAAAAGGCACUCCCAACAUCCCAAUUCAAGAGAGUAGCCAGGAACAAUCUUACUGAGGAACUCAGGGACCUGCAGAUGACAGAAAUGGAAAAUAAAUUUUGCCGAAGAAGAUACCACAAGAAAGCAUUAAAGGACAUCAGUGAAGUGGCCAUUGAAAUGACACAAAGAGAGCUUCUUUAUGGCCUUAAGAGCAAACAGAUGAAGGAAAAACUUACAUUUACCACCACCUAUACCAAAGGGAAGGAAGGGAUUGCAGGCACCCUAAAGAAAAAUUGGAACCUGCUAACUACUGACAGGGACCUACCCUUUAAGAAAAUGCAACCACCUAGAAUUGGCUAUUGCAGAGCAGCUUCACUCAAGGACUACCUCAUAGAAACAGACCCCAGAGAAUGUAACAGCAAAGACACCUGGCUUAAAACUAAGCCAGGGUGUUUUGGAUGUUUGGGGUGCACUACCUGUGGGGGUCUGACCACAGGUUGUGACUCAGCAUGGCUGAUGCUGGAGACUCUAGCGCGUAUAGAGCAGGCCGUGCUGAGGAACAGUCUGUUUCUGGGGAGGAUUUACGACACCAUGCAUGCCCAGCUACUGGUUGAGCAUUUGACUCUACGAUGUAUGAUGCGUAUUAACAAAUACCUGAGAAAGGCACAUUUUACGACAGCAUCACAUGAGGAUAUUUCCUUUACUGAUUAUGGAGAUGUACCAGGGCAUUAUGAUAUUAUAAACUGGAUCCAAUCAGACAUCCCAGGGAAACUAGAUCCUAAUAAAGUUGGAAGCUUUAACUCCUUAGCUCCUGUGGGAAAACAGCUUAACGUCAAUGACAGUGCAAUCGUUUGGAGCCCUAAAUCAAAAACAAUACCUAAAUCAGUUUGUAAUGAAAUCUGUGCCCAUGGAUACAGAAAGGUUCCUUGGAAGGAAUAUCCUGUCUGCUGCUAUGGUUGUGUGCCUUGUGCAGAGGGAGAGAUCUCCAACACAACGGAUGCAGAAACCUGUAUAAAAUGCCCUGAAGAUCGAUGGCCCAAUGAUAAGAGAACUCUGUGCAUCAGAAAGACAGUGGAAUUCCUUUCAUUUGAGGACACAUUAGGGAUUUUCCUCACUUCAGUCUCCAUCUUCUCCUCUAUUGUCACCAUCACUGUACUUGGGAUUUUUAUUAGGCAUCACACAACUCCUGUAGUAAAAGCCAACAACCAGAACCUCAGCUACACCCUCCUCCUCUCCCUCAUGUUGUCCUUCCUCUGCUCCUUACUGUUCAUUGGACGUCCUGUGCAGGUGUCCUGCCUACUCAGACAAGCUGCCUUUGGAAUCAUUUUUACUGUUUCUGUCUCUUCUGUUCUGGCAAAAUCAGUCACUGUUGCAAUUGCCUUCAAUGCCACCAAACCUGACAGCAAGAUAAAGAAGUGGGUGGGAUCCCGAGUGUCCAUCCAUCUGGUCCUUGUCUGCUCUCUAGGUCAGACUAUGAUCUGCACGCUGUGGUUGGCUCUCUACCCACCAUAUCCAGACUAUGACACUCACUCUUACAUUGAGAAAAUUAUAUUAGAAUGUAACGAGGGCUCUGUCACUGCAUUCUACCUUGUGAUAGGUUACAUAGGAUUCCUUUCUAUAGUCAGUUUCAUUGUGGCUUUCCUGGUUAGGAAGUUACCUGCCAGUUUCAAUGAAGCCCAGAUGAUCACGUUCAGCAUGCUGGUGUUCUGCAGUGUUUGGAUCUCUUUCAUCCCAGCGUACCUGAGCACCAAGGGCAAAUUCAUAGUAGCUGUAGAAAUAUUUGCUAUCCUGGCUUCUAGUGCAGGACUGCUGGGCUGUAUAUUCAUUCCAAAGUGCUACAUUAUAUUAUUUAAAUCUGAGUUUAACACCAGGGUACAUAUGCUAAGUACACAUUAA
Molecule: messenger RNA, 2016 nt
Organism: Bombina bombina (fire-bellied toad)
Lineage: Eukaryota; Metazoa; Chordata; Amphibia; Anura; Bombinatoridae
Product: vomeronasal type-2 receptor 26-like
Exons: 5
Coding region: 1-2016 (671 amino acids)
Biological process (GO): G protein-coupled receptor signaling pathway
Cellular component (GO): membrane
Molecular function (GO): G protein-coupled receptor activity
Source: RefSeq, a predicted model, not a curated record